Messenger RNA from Oryctolagus cuniculus (rabbit), 2610 nucleotides. The record is from RefSeq and is a predicted model, not a curated record. Lineage: Eukaryota; Metazoa; Chordata; Mammalia; Lagomorpha; Leporidae.
UCCAGCCACGGCCCCGCCCCUGCCGCUGGCCACGCCCGCGACGCCGCGAGUCCCUCAGGUGGAACAGGCUGAUUGGCCUCCGGUUGCCAGGGCCUGCCUUUUUGGCUUCCGGCUGCACUUCGCUAGGAGGUGUGAGGUGGCCUAGAUGCUACCUUGGGAGCGAGACCUAGCGGGACGGCCUUCCGACCUCGCUGGACCUUUACAUCGCGGCCUAGGUCCCGAGGAAGAGGGGAUGGAAGACGAAACGCCGCAGCAAUUCAAGCAUAUUCCAAAACGUCGAUUCUUAAGGAACAGUUAUGAAAAACAGCGGUUAUUUUUCAUUAAAAUGCAGACAUACCCGCAACUUCUUCGAAGACCUUUACCUCCAAAACUCCGUAAGGUGUCUGUGUAUAAGAAGCAAUUCCAUUCAGCCAAGACUGGUAAAAUUGGGUCCCUGUAUGUAGAAUUCCCCGAAGAUGAAACUUCAAUUGAAAGUGAAGAAGCAGCUUUUCCUGGUAUUGUUUCAAGCAAAGAUUUACAAACACUAACAGCUGUCAAGAUCCAAAAUAUCUUUAUGGAAAGUCAUGUACAAGAAAGAGUGGCUACUAUUUCCACAGCCCCAAAAUCUACUAAAAAUGUUUCUUGGCACAUUCCAGAUACUGCUACUGGUUCCGUCUUUAUCCCAAGUUGUCAAUCAGCUUCUUCUCGAGUUUUUCGGAAAGAAACAGCCCGAAUGGGAAGUUUAAGAAAGCUCAAAAAAGAGCCACAGCCAGAGGUAAACAAAAGAAAAAUCAUUUACUUCGAAGACAAAUUAGAAGACAUGUAUGACUACCCUUCAGAUUUAUCUAACGUCUUCAGUGCUCGCUGGCCAAUCUUCACUAGCAACUACGAGAAAGUGUAUCCUGAGUUCCAACCUUUACCGAUGACUCCAACCCACAUUUAUGAGCAACCCUUGAGAGAGUUAAGCGCAAUAUACGUAAGCCCUCUACCUAGCACUGUGUCUGGUAGGCCUGAAAGUCUGUGGUCGGAACGUUUCCAGCGAAGUCCCACACAUCUUAGUAAAGUGGUAGUAAGUAUCACUCAGUUUCCAGGUACUGUUCCCUUACCACCACCACCUUUACCACGAAAGCCUCGGAGACAGUCUAUCAUAGAAAAUAUUUCAUUAGAAAAUGAAAAGGUAGAGACUGCCCCAAGACCAUCUGAAGUUCCUGUUACAAUUGAAGAAGAAAAAUCAGAGGUACUUACUUUACAUGGUGAAGGUUUUAAGACUAUUGCAGCAACACGAUAUGAAACAUUGGCAGCUAUGACUGAUUUGGCCAUAAUGAACUGUCAACUAUAUGGAAGAAAUGCACUUAAUCUUAAGGGCUUUUUUCUCUUGAAUUGUCCAGACUUGACAUGUUUGGCCUUCCAAUUGAUAUACCUUAAUUUAUCAUUUAAUGAUCUCUAUCACUUUCCCACAGAAGUAUUCUGCCUUAAAAAUUUACAAGUACUGAAAUUGAGAAAUAAUCCCAUCAAAGAAAUUCCUUCUGAAAUCAAACAACUUAAAUUCCUUAGAAUUUUCUGCAUUUCCUUUAAUUUGAUUAGCAAUCUUCCACAUGGGUUAUUUUCCUUGUUUCAUCUUGAGGAACUUGAUGUUUCCUACAAUGAAUUUACCUUUAUUCCAAACGAAAUCCACAGACUCAGAUCACUUGACAAACUGCAUAUUGAUGGGAAUUAUGUGACUUCUUUACCACCUGGCAUUUUAAGGCUUAACCUGACAAAAAUCCACUUGGAGAAUACUUUCACCCUGCCUUAUUUUUGGACAGAGAAUUCUUUGAAUAGUCCACAACGACUUACUCAAAUUACUGCUUUGUUCAUGCUCGUAAAUAAUAUACACAAAUUAUAUGAAAAGAUUCCAGUGAAAGCUAAACUGUUACUAAAAAGCACAUCCAGGUGUGACUGGUGCCACGGCCCCAUGUUCGGUGAAGGUUUACGGAUCAUCCGUUCCUGUGAUAUUUUUGGAACCUCACAGCUUCCUAUUAUGUUUCAUGUCUGUUCUCCUUCCUGUUAUAGAAGAUUAAAGGAAAGCACCUAUUUUAUCGAAGGUAUUUCUGGGAAAAGAAUAGAACUAAAUGUGGAACCAACAAAAGAAUCAUAAUAUGGUGAUUCACAUUUACACCAUAAAAGUAACAAAAAUUUAGGUAUCAGUAAUUUAUUUCUUUGAUAAUAUAGAUUGUGUGUAAAAGGCAUAAGUGCCUUCUCAUAUGAAUCCCUUUGGCAAUCCUAUCUCCUUUAUGAAAUGUGGUGAUUGUUAAGAAAUUGUUGUAUAACAUAAAAUUUACAAGGAUUCAUAAAAGGCCUUUAGAGCUCAAUGAAGAUCUAAGAAAAUUUAAGUCUCUUUACUAUACAAAGAAAAAAUGUUAGAAUCCUUUGCAGAAGUGGUUAUAUCUUACAACUGGUGCUUUAAUGCAGCAAUGCUAAAUGACAAGAUAGCAUUUCAGAGUUCUUGCUGGGGUUUAUGCCACGUGCCAUGUAUCCAAGUCCAUUUCUGUUAUCUCAUGUCAUGUAUCUAAGUGCAUUUCUGUGGAAUUCUGUCCAGUGCCAACCAUCUCAAUUUUGGAUUGCUUUGAGAAUAAAAGAGUAACUUCAGUC